This is a messenger RNA of Protomyces lactucae-debilis, 905 nucleotides long. RefSeq lists its product as uncharacterized. Lineage: Eukaryota; Fungi; Ascomycota; Taphrinomycetes; Taphrinales; Protomycetaceae. The transcript is spliced from 2 exons. The coding region runs from base 305 to 817 and encodes 170 amino acids. The record is from RefSeq and is a predicted model, not a curated record.
CUGGCCGUCUCCUACAUUCUCCCGCUUCUUGAGCAAUGUCCUUCACUGGCAGUGUCGUCGAACCCGGAGACUUCUAUAUCGAACAAUCAGUACUGCAUCCAGUCGUUGUUGGAAUACCGGUUGCGUUACCUUGCGCUACGUCCUGCUCGAUGCUAAUAGGUAGCUCAUCCUCGCAGUGUGGAUAUAUCUAAGACUCUCUCCAAACAGAUUGCUUACGAACUUGGCAAAAUUCGACUGGAUCGUCUCUGUCACGCUAGGAUCGACCUUGUCGCGAGUCAUCACAGGCACAGCAACUCAGCUUGAUAUGACUCGGGGUGCCAUCGCACUUGCCGUCAUCAUUGUCUUUCAAAUUGGCCUGGCGUAUUCGACAACCCUUUUCCCUAGUCUUCGACCCCUGUUGCGCUCGUCCCCACAGGUAGUCGUCUUUCGCGGUCAGUUGAUGAAGAAACGUAUGAACCGUGAUGCCGUCACCGUCGAGGAUGUACGCGUGGGGAUGCGCCGAAACAAUAUCCUGUCUCUAGAUGAAAUCGAAGUCAUGCUGCUCGAAGCGUCAGGUGGAUUCACCGUCGUGACACGAAAGCAAAUGCAAAGUGCAAGCCUUGCCGAUGGCGAGGUUCCAGAAAGUCUCAAGGGUCUGAGAAACUUCCAGGUAUUAUGGGACGAGGCGCUCGGGGAAAAACGAGGGUCACCGUCAACGACAUCUGGAACAGCCGUCGAGGGGGCUUCCCAUCGGCCGCUGAACAUUGAGCACCAGCGGCGCUUCGACAAAGAAGAUCUCGAGGCUGCGAGGCAUGCUCGCGACGUAUCAUCAUCAUAGAGGGGAGAUUUAUACCGACAUCUAUUCAAAUACCGCUAGAUGCUAUGCUGAUGUGUUAUGUCUCAAUGUCGUGUGGGCUCAGAACAUG